Messenger RNA from Chelmon rostratus (copperband butterflyfish), 2521 nucleotides. It is a transcript of the gene riok1, whose product is annotated as RIO kinase 1 (yeast). Gene Ontology annotation, molecular function: ATP binding; protein serine/threonine kinase activity. NCBI's taxonomy places the organism in Eukaryota, Metazoa, Chordata, Actinopteri, Chaetodontiformes, Chaetodontidae. Gene Ontology annotation, biological process: maturation of SSU-rRNA. Gene Ontology annotation, cellular component: preribosome, small subunit precursor; cytosol. The record is from RefSeq and is a predicted model, not a curated record. The transcript has 17 exons. Bases 316 to 1962 code for a protein of 548 amino acids.
AGCUGUUUACGGUUUAUUUUCUCCUUCCUGCUGUCAGAGGCUUCAUCUUUGUAAUUAAACCACUAUUGAAUCGAGUUUUAUUCCCACGUUGUUGUUCAUUCAUGCAGGGGGCGAGACUGAGCUGCGAUUCACCAAAAGUCUCUCCUCUCUCGCCGUAGUCACAUGUUCAGAUCCGGAAGUGAGGAGAACACGCUCCUGUCUGUGCAUCCCUGAGCGUUGCUCUAAGAAGGUCUGGCUCAGUGUGGAUCAGUUUGGACCGGGUUUAGGUCUGGUCUUUGUUCUGGGUUCACUGUAGUUGCUUUGCUGUGUGGCGUCAUGUCGGUGGCCGGCUGGGUACCUGGACAGUUUGAUGACGCAGAGGAGGAAAGCCAAUCAGAGUUGUUGGCUAUGCAGAGUCAGAUGAGCAAUGUGACGGUGCAGCCUUCAUCAGAGCCACAGGAGGAGGAGGAGGAUGAUAAUGACGAUGAUGGCGAAGAGGAGGAGGAUGAAGAGUUGGAGGAUGAAGAGUGGGCAUGGCGUUCAGCAGGCGGAGAUCUGACUAAAAGAUACAACAGGACGAGUCUCAACUGUCAGUCCAACAGACAGAAUCCGUCCAAUAAGACUCUGCCAUCGACUCCGUCUGAUAAAGCUCUGAGGAAAUAUGAACACAAGAUCAACCUGGAUAAACUCAACUACGCCGACUCAGUGAUCAAUAAAGUGACGACGAUGCAGAAACAGAAAGAAGCCGCCACGUACAGAGUGAAGGACAAAUCAGAUCGAGCCACAGUUGAACAGGUUUUAGAUCCUCGAACUCGAAUGAUUCUCUUUAAGAUGCUGAGCCGAGGCGUCAUCUGUGAAAUCAACGGCUGCAUCAGUACAGGCAAGGAGGCAAAUGUUUAUCAUGCCAGCACCUCCACAGCAGAGAGCAGAGCCAUCAAGAUCUACAAGACCUCCAUCCUGCUGUUCAAAGACCGAGAUAAAUAUGUCAGCGGAGAGUUCAGGUUCCGUCAUGGUUACUGUAAAGGAAACCCCAGGAAGAUGGUGAGAACCUGGGCAGAGAAGGAGAUGAGGAAUCUCAUCAGGCUGCAGAUAGCAGGAAUCCCAAGUCCAGAACCUCUUCUGCUCAGGAGUCACGUUCUGGUGAUGAGCUUCAUCGGAAAGGAUAACAUGCCAGCCCCUCUGCUGAAGAACGCAUCAUUUUCAGAGUCGAAGGCUCGUGAGCUUUACCUGCAGGUCGUGCAGAACAUGAGAAAGAUGUUCCAGGAGGCUCGACUUGUCCACGCUGACCUCAGCGAGUUCAACAUGCUAUAUCAUAACGGAGACGCUUACAUCAUCGACGUGUCACAGUCGGUGGAGCACGAUCAUCCUCAUUCUCUGGAGUUCCUCAGGAAGGACUGCAGCAACGUCAACGAGUUCUUUGUGAAACACGGUGUGGCCGUGAUGACGGUCAGAGAGUUGUUUGACUUCAUCACAGACCCAUCGAUCACCUGCCACAACAUGGACCAGUACCUGGAGAAGGCGAUGGCGAUUGCAGCUGAGCGGACGUUGGAGCAGCGAUCAGAUCAGGACCGAGUGGACGAGGAGGUGUUUAAGAAGGCCUACAUCCCUCGCACUCUGACGGAGGUGAGCCACUACGAGCGGGAUGUGGACCUGAUGAAGUCCAAGGAGGAGGAGUCGGCCAUCAGUGGACACAACGACAACGUUCUGUAUCAGACGCUGACCGGACUGAAGAAGGAUUUGUCUGGAGUUCAAACGGUUCCUGCUCUCCUGGAGGAUGACCACUCUUCAUCCUCAGAGGAGGAAGAGGAGGAGGACAGCGAUGAUGGUGAAGAUGAGCAGAAGCAGAGCGAGGAAGCCUCCAUCGACAAAAAGGAGAAGAAGAAGAUGGUGAAAGAAGCUCAGAGAGAAAAAAGAAAAAAGAAAGUACCGAAACAUGUGAAGAAGAGGAAAGAGAAAGUGUCCAAGAUGAAGAAAGGAAGAUGAUGACUUCCUGUUGGCCCGUGUGGACUUCCUGUGUGUCAUGACUUUAUGUUGCCUCUUAAACAUUAAAACCAGACUGAACACAGAGGCGCCGCCUCUCGUUCUGAUGCACCUGAAGUCAUCACCACAUUCAGUGUGACUUCAAUUAAUGAGGUUACCUGUUCACAGGUGUGCAGCUGUUCUUCAGCAACACAACAAAAAAGAUCAUUAUCUUCCAGCGAGAUGACAGAAAACUUAUGAAACUGAUCACAGUGAAACUUUUAAUAAAACAUUUAGUCAGCCAUGAUCCAAUGAUCAUCGUGUCUUCUUUUCCUUUAGUCUUUUACUAUUAAUGUCCUCUAGUUAGCCAGUCAACAAACUAAUGUUAGCAAGUCAACAACCUAAUGUUAGCUAGUCAACAACCUAAUGUUAGCUAGUCAACAACCUAAUAUUAGCUAAAGUAACAUUAGCUACCCUUCUGAAAAAACCUGCUUAAUAAGUUAAUGAAGUAGAUGUAGAUGGCCGAGUUAAGCUGGAUCAGGCUGGUGUAACUGGUAGACAAACUUCGGGAAACUAUUGUGCU